Messenger RNA from Physcomitrium patens, 2033 nucleotides. RefSeq lists its product as uncharacterized. NCBI's taxonomy places the organism in Eukaryota, Viridiplantae, Streptophyta, Bryopsida, Funariales, Funariaceae. The record is from RefSeq and is a predicted model, not a curated record.
UGGACGCCUUCAAUCGCCAGUGUAAUGGCGAGCCUCAUGGCGCCGAAUCUGUGAUCGUUGCGUCGCGUUUUCGGCACGGAAAUGGUGCUCGGAGAUGCGUUUCUAAUCCCCGUGGUGGUAGUUUGGGUGUAGCAGUACUUUGCUUGUGAAGCUGAUCGGUGUCUUGAGCUCAUCGUUCAUCGCCAUGGUCUUCUGAACUCUGCAAUUGGCUCAUUGCUUCUGGUUUUCCAUACUCGAUUGCUCAUUGAAGACUUCAUAGCCCAUUUUGAUGAUUGUCUUGGAUGAUUCGUGAAGCUGGUGGAAGGGCUUCGUGACAUACAGGGCCAGCAGGAGUAGGACGAAAGAGUUUCGAUUUCAAUGUCCGCCGCCAGCUUGUUCUGCAAUCUUGCUUCAUCAUCAGUCGACAUCACUCUACUCGACUGCAGGCCCAAAGCAUCGUGGGCUGUGAAGAGUAGGAGUUUUUUCUCAUCUCUGGGUCGUCGUUCCCAGGGGUUUCUGCCGAAACUUUCUGUGAGUAUCAAGAAGGCUGCAAGUGGACGUAGCAGUUCCACGGUUAUCAAAAACUCCGGAAUGGAUCCCGAGAGUGAAAUUGACAGGCGGUUUACUGGCCGAGUGUUGGCACCAGCUCCUGGAGACUCAGAUUGGUGGGAUAAGAAGCUACUGUCAGGUGCAGUAGUUGUUCCAGAAAUCGGAAAAUCAGGAUACCGCAUGUAUUAUUAUGGACGGGGCGGUGAUGAGUGGGCUAAGGGGGUGCAGCCCUUCAAUGCCUCCUUGCCAACGGGAAGAAAUGGCAUGGCCGUCAGCGAGGAUGGGCUUCAGUUUGAGCGCUACAUGGGUCAUCUUAGCGGGGGCGCCAUAAUGGACCCUUCGCCAGAUUAUGCCGCGUUCGAUGCAGUGCACAUCGGGGUUAGUGACGUCCUUUACGACCAGGCUGAGGAUGUCUGGCGGAUGUUCUACUUCGGCGGUGGUUACGAGGAGUCUACCCUUCUGGGAUUAAACCCAGACAAACUGUUUAGAGGGGUGAAGUUGCGACCUGGGGUGGCUGCUUCAAAGGAUGGUCUUUCAUUUGAUGAUAGGGAGGGUCCUAUCCUUGAGCUGGGAGAGAAAGGCGCCUGGGAUGAGAAUGGGGUGUCGUGGCCUAGAGUGUUGCCUCCUGAGGAAAAUGGGGAUGAAAAGGACAAGGGGAAGAGCAACUGGUUGAUGACAUAUCACACACGACAGUCGGGUGGUCCGAAUAAUUUCGGAUUCUUCUCAGCUGGAGUGGCAACGUCGGCAGAUGGGAAGCGUUGGCAUAAGCACAGCAAAAUAUUGUCGGCGGGGGACCCAGGUGCAUGGGAUGAGGGAGGUGUGUCCGUUCGCCAUGUGCUACGAGUGAAUGACAAGUAUGUAAUGUUUUAUGAAGGCUCAAAUUAUAAGUUCCAAUUCGCAAUUGGCUUGGCAACUUCAGAUGAUGGCCUGGUUUGGGAAAAAGACUUUCAAGUCGGACCGGAGCCUGGAGGCCCUAUAUUGAAAGCUCGCGUCGGCGAGAAUGUGUGGGAUAAUGUUAUUGUUGGAACUCCAUAUGUUGUGGCCUUGAGCGACGGGAGCUUCCGUUUGUAUUAUCUGGGAGUCGGCAAAAUGGUAGGCGACGAAGCAUCGAAGCAAGGGAUUGGGCUGGCAGUUAGCGACGGCCCAAAUUACAGGUCGUGGCGAAGGUUCAACGAGUGAACAAAGUCUUCAACGUUGCCCCUUCUUCAUUUUCUCCUCUUGUAUGUGUAGAUUGUGUAAAAGAUGGAAGUAAUAGUGUGAAGUGAAGUUGUGGCUUUCUCCUUCUUUUCAAGUUUUUGGAAAGGAGACUGGGGAUGUGGAAAUUAGGAUCCCUUACCAAUACAUGGAGGAAAUCAAACAGUGCACAGAAGUUGAUUGUAGUUAAAUUGAUUGGUGACGUUUGAAGAAGAUGAGCUGUGAAUUUAACACCCACGUCGACGACAUUGGCCAGGUACCUGAUUUGAAUGGUUUUCUCAACUAAAAGUACGAUUCGUUUACUUGUGCUA